AGAGUGGCCGGGCUUGCCGUAGGAUUUCGGAGCGACUGGGUAGACGCCCGUGGCGGGGUCUAUCUCCUUCCCUUGCCAUGAGCGGACCAGUGUGCACUGAGCCGCUGCACGGUGAGACCCCUCUGCUGGCGCCCAGCGGCUCCUACUCGGUCGCGGUUCUGCUGCGCGGCUACGCGGAGCCACAGGGAGCCGGCGACGCGGUGCGUGCUGAUGGCACGGUGACUCUCGUCCUCCCUCGGGGCUGGGCCUCGGACUCCAGCCGCCGAUUGGCCCCAUCCGCAGACGACGGUGCUAAGACUGCCCUGGAGGAGGCGGUGCGUGGCCCUAUCCUCGUGGACACCGGGGGACCCUGGGCUCGGGAUGCACUGCUGAAAGCCCUGGCUACUCAGGGCGUGGCCCCCGGAGACGUGACUCUCGUGGUGGGCACCCACGGGCACUCGGAUCAUAUCGGGAACCUAGGGCUGUUUCCCGAGGCAGCUCUGUUAGUGUCCCAUGACUUCUGCCUUCCUGGAGGUCUCUAUCUGCCCCAUGGACUGUGUGAAACGCAGCCUUUGAUACUGGGCUCCGGACUGCAGGUGUGGGCCACGCCGGGCCACGGGGGACAGCGGGACGUGAGCGUCGUAGUGGAGGGCACCAGCCUGGGCACUGUGGUGGUGGCUGGCGAUGUGUUCGAGCGCCUUGGUGACGAGGACUCCUGGCAGGCCCUGAGCGAAGACCCAGUAGCUCAGCAGCGGAGCCGGGAGAGGAUUCUGAGCGUGGCUGAUGUCGUGGUGCCUGGUCACGGAGCUCCCUUUCGAGUGGUCAGGGAAGCAGUGAACAGUUCGGAGGAUUCGAUAUGUGAAGGCAAGGAGGUCGUUUGACUGGACUCUCAUCAGGAAAGCCCUUUCAGGGAGGAACUGGUGUCCAGGAGACUCAGAGGACACAGUCAGGGCAAGCAAGGUGUGUCCUGUGCAGCUUUCCAGGGGGCAGCUUCCAGACAGGACAGAAUGACUAGCAUCAGUCACCUUUACCAUUGGAACCAAAGUAGGACGAAGGACUAUCUCAGCUCUGCAUCUUCCAUGAGCCUUGGUAAAAGGCAGGAAAAACAAUAGUUAAAAUGUUUAUUUGGAUGUGUGUGUGUGCCCGUGGAGUACUGAAGGCUACUUGGAAGAGUCGGUUCUCUUCAUCCUGUGGGUCCCCACGAUAAAGUUCAUGUUGCCAGACUUGGCGGCAGGCACCUUUACCCGCUGAGCUAUCCUGACUUACACUCUUGUUAGGACCUUCAAAAUAAAAUUAGACUGGAAGUUUUACUGUA
Grammomys surdaster is the source of this 1294-nucleotide messenger RNA. It is a transcript of the gene Mblac1, whose product is annotated as metallo-beta-lactamase domain containing 1. Lineage: Eukaryota; Metazoa; Chordata; Mammalia; Rodentia; Muridae. The transcript has a single exon. Bases 78 to 860 code for a protein of 260 amino acids. The record is from RefSeq and is a predicted model, not a curated record.